Molecule: messenger RNA, 1056 nt
Organism: Sardina pilchardus (European sardine)
Lineage: Eukaryota; Metazoa; Chordata; Actinopteri; Clupeiformes; Clupeidae
Product: mucin-7-like
Exons: 4
Coding region: 307-1056 (249 amino acids)
Source: RefSeq, a predicted model, not a curated record
CUGGACGUGAGUUUGACGAACGCAACGAUGCAAUUUAGGUUACCGUUAGAAUGGAAUGUUAACAACACCGACCAAAUCAUUCAAAGAUAACAUGUUCAUCACGAGCGUUCGCCACUGUUUGCCAAAUUUUAAUGCACCACUGAUGAGUUACACGUUCAGAUUCAGAAGCGAAAACUCGCGAAAGUUACAAAGUUGUAAAGAACGUGGAGUGCACUAGCCACAUGUUUGCGACGCAUGACACAUAAGUAGCCUAUCAGAUAGACAGAUAGAUAGAUCAUAUUCAGCAUUAAAGAAAAGUCAGUUGUAAUGCAAUUGUCAACGGGUUUCUUUUCAGGGACUCCAGAGAAGACCUUUGGCCUCAUCCGCUUUAGGGCAGCAAAUGAUGCCAAAUUUCUUAAGACAAAAUUCGCCACCAAAAGCCUGUGGGAGCAAGCAGUGAAAGAGCUGGGCCUGGAGGGUCAAAUUACCCACAAGCAGAUCAGCAAGAAGUGGGAGAAUUUAAAGAAACGUUAUAAGGACCUGAGGGAUCCAAGGACGGGCUCUGGCACAGACCAUGGGGAAAAGACGCUGUCAAAUUGGCCAUAUUAUGCAGAGAUGCAUGCUGUUUUGGGGGGAAGGCCUGCAGUUGACCCCCCAGUCAUUGUGGCUUCCUUCAGGCCGGCUGAGGAGGACCCCACAGCCUUAUUAAUGGCCAUUGUCACACCAACUUAUGAAACCCUCAGGGAGGACUUACCUGAGUCAGCCUCAGCCUCAGUCUCUUCCACCAGUCCUCCCACUACACCUUCCACUACCCUACCCGCAACUCCAGUCUCAGCCUCUUCCACCAAUCCUCCCACUACACCAUCCACUACCUCUACCACCAAUUCAGAUACGCCAUCUAACACCCUCCCCGCUACUCCAACACCAUCACCAAGGAAGAGGAAGGGGAGUGCCGUCCAGCAAAUGCUGGAGUUUUUGCAAUCUGAAUCAGCUAAGGAGCAGAGAAGGCACACUGAAUCAGAGGAGAAAACCGAAAGGUUUUUGAAACUGUUUGAAAAACUUGUGGACAAAAUCUGA